CAUUGUAUGCCAUCUUGACGAAUGAAAAGACUGACUUGGUCUGACAUAGAAUUUCCAACAAGCAAGGCAAGUUCUAAGAAAAUAGUAGACAAAUCCCUCAUCUGACUGGUCUAGAAAUGGGACAUGGCCUUUCCAAGAAACUAAAAAAGUUCCAGAAAACUUCCUUGAUAAGAUAUUGCCUUAAUGCUAUAAAUAUCCACACUUAAUUUGCCUAAUUAGCAAGCAUCAGCUUCUAGCAAUAUUUGUGAUUGAGUUAAAUGGAAGCAGGAAAAAGAAAGACUAUGGUUCAUUUAGAAUUUCAAGAUUUGCUGCCAAUUAUGGCGAGAAAGCUAGGAGGAGAUGGACUGAUCAACGAGCUAUGCAAAGGGUAUCGGAUGUUAAUGGAUGGUGACAAAGGAGUAAUAACAAUUGAUAGCCUAAAGAAGAACUCUGUGCUGAUGGGGCUGCAAGAUUUCAGUGAGGAGGAGUUAAAGAACAUGAUUAGAGAAGGAGAUAUGGAUGGUGAUGGAGCUCUUGAUCAGAUUGAAUUUUGUAUUUUGAUGUUUAGAUUGAGUCCUGACUUGUCAGAUGUGGCUCAAGAAUUGUUACAUAAAUCUGAACAAAAUUAGAUCCACCAUAAGUGAUACUGCAGUUCUGUAUCCUUUUUAACUGAUCUUGCAAUGCUCAUUCACAUGUAAUGUUUCACUUUGUUUUGCAUAAUGUUAUACUUGAUCUGCAAUCAGGGCAGAUACACCAUAGAAGUUGGCAAAACUCAGUUGUUUUGAUUCAAA
Lycium ferocissimum is the source of this 770-nucleotide messenger RNA. RefSeq names its product calcium-binding protein PBP1-like. The record is from RefSeq and is a predicted model, not a curated record. NCBI's taxonomy places the organism in Eukaryota, Viridiplantae, Streptophyta, Magnoliopsida, Solanales, Solanaceae. The transcript has a single exon. The coding region runs from base 258 to 608 and encodes 116 amino acids. Gene Ontology annotation, molecular function: calcium ion binding.